CGGUGAUGUUAAAAGAUGCACUCGAGCACUUGAACUGUUAACAUGGGUGCCUGGAUGUGCUGCUGGAUUUUGUGCAUUUCUUCUCUACUGACCGCUCACUCGCUCAUCUUGACUCAGUCACCGGGAUUCAAGCUCGUCUCAGUCGGUGCUUCUGUAGAGUUAAAAUGUCAAUUUGAGCAGGCCUUUAAGUACUGCUUUACUGCUGUUACAUGGCAAAAGCUGAAUCUGCGGACUGGAGAACUCACCACCGUGGAUACCAUCCAUGAGAACAAAGUUGAUCAACUCGGGGACAGAACUUGUGUUCUGACUCUUAAUAACUUAAAAGCUUCAGCCAUGUACUACUGCAUUAGUCAAUUCAAUCACAUGGCUAUGAUCGGCAACGGAAGCAGAGUGAUCGUAACAGGUCACUCGGAGCCCAAACUCUCCCUCGUCUACACACAAGAAGAAGAACGGUACGACCUGCAGUGUCUGGUGUCGGGUCUCGUCCCGUCUCAGGUGCGUGUGUUCUGGAUGAUCGGAGGGACUGUGGUCUCUGGAUGGACAGAGUCUGGCUGGACAGACCACACGGAGUCAGCCGCCGAGUUCACUCGAGCUCAUCUCUCUGUUCCCGUCGAGGAGUGGAGCCGAGCCGAUGAUAUUCAGUGCGUCGCCGUAUAUGACGGCAAGAACAUCUCCAGGACUCUGAUGCGCACCAGCUGUGUCACUAAUUUUCAAAAUCUGAGUCAGUUUUCUCAGUGGUUUGUGUUCUGUGGAGGGGGAACCGUUUUGCUGGCGGUGGCCGUGUUCUUCUCUGUUUGUUUAUGCCAAGGCAAACAGAGGUCAGGGGCCGCGGAAAUUUCAUCUGUAAUGUUUUACCCUGUGGAUCCCACCAGUUUAGGGCUGAAUUUAGGUCCAACAAAAGAAAUGAAGGUAAAAAUGAAAAUUUGUGAAUUCUUAAUAACCAUAUAUGCGUUAUGUAAAACAGUAUAUCAAUCUGUGUAAAGACCAAUUUACACUGUUUUCUCCAGAUAUUUUUUCCUUUUUUUUCCUCAGGGCACCACUGGACAGUGAUAUUGAAAGGUUAUGCAAACAAAAUGAAUUAAAAUGAAUGAAUUAAAUGUGAAUUAAAAAUGAACUAAGUUUGCCCUCCCCAAUAGCUCUUUAUGAAGAUGUUAUACUUUACUCUCUGAUCUGACUUUCUUUUGUGCUGUGUGGAUGAAUGAGCGUCUUUCAAACCUAAAGUUGUUAAAAAAUAAUAUAUAUUGCUGCCAAAUAAAGUUAUUUUUUUUCUCCCUUUACUC
Messenger RNA from Puntigrus tetrazona (Sumatra barb), 1280 nucleotides. RefSeq lists its product as uncharacterized. NCBI's taxonomy places the organism in Eukaryota, Metazoa, Chordata, Actinopteri, Cypriniformes, Cyprinidae. The transcript has 6 exons. The coding region runs from base 43 to 981 and encodes 312 amino acids. The record is from RefSeq and is a predicted model, not a curated record.